Salvelinus namaycush (lake trout) is the source of this 1416-nucleotide messenger RNA. Its product is annotated as growth/differentiation factor 11-like. The record is from RefSeq and is a predicted model, not a curated record. The transcript is spliced from 5 exons. Gene Ontology annotation, cellular component: extracellular region. Gene Ontology annotation, molecular function: growth factor activity; cytokine activity. Gene Ontology annotation, biological process: SMAD protein signal transduction. NCBI's taxonomy places the organism in Eukaryota, Metazoa, Chordata, Actinopteri, Salmoniformes, Salmonidae.
AUGGGGGUGUGCUCGGUCCUCCUUUUCCUGUAGUCCACAAUAAUCAGGAAGUGUCCACUCCGCACCAUGCGACUGGGGACAAGAACUGUGACUUGCUUUCCUCUCCGGAGCAGGGCCCCGUUGAAAGGAGUGAUAACUGGAGUGGCGUUAAGUGUUGAGGAGGGUCAACUGAAGUUGAAGAUUCCCGGUGUCUGUGACGCCCACCGUUUGGUGCGACGCAGACCCGGUGGACAGCGUGUCAUCAUCAUGCCGAGGUAUAACUUUUUUCUGUGUUUGAUGGUUUAUGUUUGUCUGGGACUGUCUGGGAGUGACGAACCUAACCUUUUUCUGCCACCAACGAGCGAGAUGCCCACGGACGCCGGGCUGUCGCUCCUUGAUGAGGAGGCAGGCGCUCACGAAUGUUCAGCAUGCGUUUGGAGAGAGCAAAGUAAAGUCCUGAGGCUGGAGACCAUCAAAUCUCAGAUCCUGAGCAAGCUGCGGCUCAAGCAGGCUCCUAACAUUAGUCGGGAGGUGGUGAACCAGCUGCUCCCAAAGGCGCCCCCGCUCCAGCAGCUUCUGGACCAUCACGACUUCCAGGGAGACGCGUCCUCCCAGGAUGAGUUUAUGGAGGAGGACGAAUAUCACGCCACUACAGAGUCCGUCAUCACUAUGGCCUCGGAGCCGGAGCCCUUGGUGCAGGUGGACGGCAAGCCCAGCUGCUGCUUCUUUAAGUUCAGCCCCAAACUGAUGUUCACCAAGGUGCUGAAGGCUCAGCUGUGGGUGUACCUUCGGCCACUGCAGCAGACUUCCACCGUCUACCUGCAGAUCCUCAGGCUGAAGCCUGUCACGGAGCAGGGCAGCCGCCACAUCCGCAUCCGCUCAUUGAAGAUCGAGCUCAAUUCACGUGUGGGCCACUGGCAAAGUAUCGACUUCAAGCACGUGCUGCAGAACUGGUUCAAGCAGCCGCACACCAACUGGGGAAUCGACAUCAAUGCCUUCGACGAGAGCGGCAACGACCUGGCAGUGACCUCGCUGAGACCAGGGGAGGAAGGGCUGCAGCCGUUCCUGGAGGUUAAGGUUCUUGAGACGACCAAACGUUCCCGACGUAACCUGGGACUGGACUGUGACGAGCACUCCACCGAGUCCCGCUGCUGCCGCUACCCGCUGACGGUGGACUUUGAGGCCUUUGGCUGGGACUGGAUCAUUGCUCCCAAGCGCUAUAAGGCCAACUACUGCUCGGGCCAGUGUGAAUACAUGUUCAUGCAGAAGUACCCACACACCCACCUGGUACAACAUGCCAACCCCAGAGGCUCAGCAGGGCCCUGCUGCACCCCCACCAAGAUGUCACCCAUCAACAUGCUCUAUUUCAACGACAAGCAGCAGAUCAUCCACGGCAAGAUCCCUGGUAUGGUGGUGGACAGGUGUGGCUGCUCUUAG